GUCAGCGGUGGGCUGCUGUAAUACAGACCUAAAUCUUAACUGCACAUUACAUUUAAAUAUAAGUUGAAGGUGAUUAUGGAUAAACGCUGCUAUGGAUGUGCUUCAAAGUUCACUCUCUUCAGAAAAGAGAUGGGCUGCAAAAACUGUGGACGCUCCUUUUGUUCGGGAUGUCUCACCUUCAGUGCAUUGGUGCCACGCUAUGGUAACACUCAACAGAAGGUCUGCAAGCAGUGUAAUGAAAGUCUCACAGGUGGCAAAAAACAGAAUGAUGCUGCAAGAUGGUCUCCACCUCAAAACUACAAAAAACGUGUUGCUGCUCUUGAAGCCAAACAGCUACAAAAGCAGCCUCUACAAAAUGCAUGUAAAACAACUAACACACCAGCUCCUAUAUCAACCAAAGGUUUGAGUAAGAAGGACCUGGCUAUAGCACAAAGACUGCAAAAGCUUAAAGAGGAAACUAAACCAAAAUCCAUACCAUCUGAGAAAGACAUAGAGACUCGUCUUGCUGCUUUGAAAGCCUCUGUAAAGCCGGUACCUUCAGCGCAGGAGAUGGAGGAUCGUUUGGCUGCUUUGAAAGGAAUGGCACCUCCUUCCCAAGCUCCUCCUCCGGUUCACCAGGCGCCUGAUAGAAGGACCCAAACAGAACAGACCAAUGACUUGAUCACACAGAUGACGGACGAAGUUGCCAUUGACAGACAACAAGAUUCUGAUGGUGACAAUUUGGGGGAUCAACAAACACCUCUAAAUAAUCUCAACAAGCAAGGGACAGUGGAUGAGAACCUAGAUGAUUACCAGCUGUCCCUCAAGCAGAUGGAGGAGGAGAAGAGUCGAUUGCUAGCUAAAGCCAUGGAGGAACUAAAACAAGAUGAGCACAAUCAAGAGCAGCUUCUUCAGAUGGCCAAGAGAAUGGCUGUGCUGCAGGGACGAGAUCCUGACAAAGUUACUAUGGCAGAUUUUCAGCAGCCUGACAGUGAUGAUGAGACCGAGGAGGAAGCAAUUGCCAGGAUUUUGAAAAGGUUGUCGGAAGAAGCCGUUUUAGAUGAAGCCAGUGGUUAUAACAUCCCUCCGGAGCACAGUGGUCCAGAAAAUAGAGACAACUCUAAACCCAAACUUAAUAAGAAGCAGAUCUCAUUUAAGCCAUCUAAACCCAACACUCCAGCUGCUUAUAGUGAUAACGAUGAUGAAGAUAAUGAAGAGCUGCCCUGGUGCUGCAUCUGUAAUCAGGAUGCCACCAUUCGCUGCCACACGUGUGACCGGGACCUGUACUGCAACCGUUGUUUUAGGGAAGGACAUGAUGAGUAUGAUCGGAAAGAACAUCGGACAUCCAGUUACACUGCACCCAAGAAAGCCAAGAAGACGACAUGACCCUAAAGUUAAAUUCUGUGGAUAAUUGUAGUACUGUGUCUGUAAAGCAAACUCAUUUCACAGUCGGUGCAGUUUCUCAUUGACAAAGAAAGGAAAUGUGGGUUUCUCAUUCACUCAAAUAUCUAAACAUGGUGACUGAAAUUCUUCUAGGAAUUUUAUACAGCACCAGCAACUGGGAUGAAUGAAUAUAAUUGUUAACAUGUUGUGUAGUUGAGUGAUGUGUUAACACUAAAUUGGGUGAAUAAAUAACUCUUUAAUAAACAUAGUAAAACA
Molecule: messenger RNA, 1638 nt
Organism: Trichomycterus rosablanca
Lineage: Eukaryota; Metazoa; Chordata; Actinopteri; Siluriformes; Trichomycteridae
Gene: zfyve19
Product: zinc finger, FYVE domain containing 19
Exons: 12
Coding region: 76-1365 (429 amino acids)
Biological process (GO): abscission; mitotic cytokinesis checkpoint signaling
Cellular component (GO): midbody; cleavage furrow; centrosome
Molecular function (GO): metal ion binding; phosphatidylinositol-3-phosphate binding
Source: RefSeq, a predicted model, not a curated record